UGUAGCUGCGAUCGGCGAGGUAAGUGUCGAGGUCCUUGAGGCCUUUGGGGGUUUUCAAAUCGCCGAUGGCCAUUGCAAUAUGAUUUUAUCCUUCAAUAAAUAAAAAUUGGGAGACGGUGCAACCUCUCACGUCUACUUGGGGCGGAAAAGGGGGGAAGUUGAGAACGAGAGGCACUGAAUUGUCGACUAGACGGGACACGACGUUGUUCCGGUUGUUCUCGGACGAAGGAAGCUCCAUCGACUGGGCAAAAGUAGAAGUUUGACCGGUGACUCCGACACAGAGGUGCCAACACGUAAAUGUCAUGUUCCUGAGAGAAAAAAAAGAGAAAAUUCCACUGCAUUUGGACAUUAAAAAUUUCUCGAUUCUUCUCGUUUGAAAAAUUGAGGCAGAAAGUUGUUUUUCGUCAGGAUAAUUUCGUGGAGCAGCUGGGAUUCGAGAAAAGUGCGUGUGGAAGUGCUCUCUAACCUCAAAGUGGUCCCCCAGGGGAUGAAGAAUAAACAAAGUUGGGUUUAAUCCAGAAUAAUGGCAGCAUUGAUGAAGAAGAGGGUGCUGGCGGAAUUCACGCAAAACCAGACGACAACCCUAGACCCCCCCUUGAAGCGUCUCCGAACGCUCCGGCUCACCCCGGGGAAGCCCUCGACGUCAACAGCCGACGGAAGUUCGGCGCUAGCUUACGUCGAGUGCCUGGAGAAGUGCAAGGGUGGAAAUGACGCUCUCCAGCUUCUCGUUCGUCUCUCGGACACACUCUCGGGGAUGUCCUCGGACGACGUGCCCGUGACUGUGACGAAACUCGUGGAGAGGUUUCACCUGGAGUCGGAGGCCCCAGUGCGGGCGAAAAUCCUGUGGGUCCUGUCUGAGUUGGGCCAAGUGACGACAGAUCCCUCCGAGAAGAACACCAUAAUCGACGAGACUGCGCGCCUGCUGAGGUCGGAGGAGUCUCACAGGGUCAAGAGCCAGGGGCUCUCGACCCUCCUCAAGCUGGGGGAGUUCAACAGAAGUGGAGUUCUCAAAAUCGCCAGGGAACACCUGCAGGACACCUGGCACGGCGUCCAGACCCGCUGUCUCACCAUCAUCGGACGGUUUUUGCAUCCGACGACGUCCGAUGACACUCUGACACUCGUCGGGAACUACGCGAGGUCUCAGGAUCCCAGGGUGCGAGCUACUGCCUUUGAGACCAUGGCUGAACUACACACGCAACGCAACUGCAAACUUCCUCCCAAUUUCUUCACUGAAGUCUGCAGUGCACUGCGGGACGACUAUGAAAUCGUCAGGCGGGCUGUGCUCAAGCUCAUUUGGAUACUCGGGAAUGAGUAUCCUGAUCAGGUCAUUGUGGGACAGGACGGCGAGGACGUCAGGAUGAUUGACUGCGCCUUCUCCAAGAUCUGCGAACUCAUGGGGGAUCUCUCCCCCAGGGUCAGGGCGUCGGCUAUGGCGCUCAUGGGUAAGUCGGAAUAUUUUUCCCAAAAUAAAAUAAAUAAAAUAAAUAANAAAAAGCAGAAGCGCGUGGAAGACGAGGGCUCCGAGAUCGAGGAGCGAAGUGCAGCCUGCGGAGCGUUCAUCCACGGCCUUGAGGACGAAUUCCUCGAGGUGCGUACAGCAGCAGUGGAGGCCCUGUGCACCCUCUCCCUGGAGCAGCCAGGAAUCUCCCGGAUAACCCUGGACUUCAUGGUGGACAUGUUCAACGACGAGAUUCAGGACGUGAGGAUCCGGGCGAUCGAGUCCCUGCGAAAGAUGUCAGCGAACGUGACCCUCCAGGAGGACCAGCUGGAGACGAUUCUCUGCGCCCUGGAGGACUUCUCCGACGAAGUGCGAGAGGGUCUGCACGCGACCCUGGCAGCGAGCCGAUUGGCGACGAGGAAUUGCCUCCACAUGUGUGUGAACCGACUGGUGGACAACCUGACACGUUACCCCCAGGACAAGGACAGCAUCAGAAGCUGCCUGGCAGCCCUGGGGGCGUCCCACCCUUACCUGACGCUUCCCCUGGUGCCCCAACUCCUGGGGCGACACCCCUUCUUCGACACCCCAGAGCCGGACGUCGACGAGCCGUCGUACGCCAGCCUCUUAGUCCUGAUAUUCAACGCAGCCCUGCACUGCCCCAGCAUGCACGCCCUCUUCUCCGAGCACGCAGCCAAGCACUACCACUACCUGAGGGACACAAUGCCCCACCUGGUCCCCAGGUUGAGGCCCGCCCUGGCGAGGGCCCCAGGCACCCCUGGGGACGAUCAAGAGCCGGUGGACGAGGACCUCAGGGACAAAAGGGGACGAGAGUUCUUCGAGAGAAUGGCCGCUGGUGUCGAGAAUGCCAGACCCGGGGGGAAGGUCUACAUUCAACUCCUGGAGGCUGCUGCUGUCGAUCUCGACAGAGUCGCCGAAAUGGACAGCAGGAUGGAGGGGGCUGCGCACUUCACAUCGCUGUACGUUCGCUCUCUCCUGCUGCUCAGGGCUGUCAUCAAGGAGACGGAGGCACCAGUGGACAUGAAUUCAGCAAAUUCCUCGUCGAACAGUAAUAUCGCAACUCUGCUGAAGUACACACAGCAGUUGCAGAGGCUCUUCACUGGUCUCGACGAGGCGGACGUGACGUUGGCGACUGACGUCUGGCUGAAAGCCCUCGCUGUUGAGCUCAUCAGGGUGACGAAGAGGGCGACAGGGAGUGCUCUGCCUCUUGCCAAGCAUUUUCUCUCCGAGGCCGAUGGCCUCCCUCAGGACACGUCGAGGCUGCCGCCGUUCUCCAGGCAAUUGGUCAUGGAAAUUCCCUCGCUGGGGGAGGCCAAACCUGGGAGUCUCUCCAGGCUUCUUCUCCCUCUGCUGACGACGACUCCUCUCAGGGGCAACGAGAGACUCCCCAGGCCCUCCGCCAGGACCAGAAUGUGUCGAGCUGUCAUUGAGGAGCCCAGGGGGGAUGCUGAUGCUGCUCUCAAGUUCACUGGGGGAUUGCUCCUGGGAAUUCCGUUGACUGCCAAGAUCCUCAAUUUGAGGGAUCCCAGCGCUGUCAGGAUUAAACUGAGGCAUCCUGAUCAGCAGGUGCAACUGCUGCUGCCUGGGAAGGCUGAUCUCAGGCCGCAGAAUACUGAGGGGAGUGACUACAGGCUGAGAACUACGGUCUUGCUGUCACAUCAGGUGUGGAUGGAGUCCUGCAAUGUGGAGAUCUCGAUUGCACUUGCUGCACCCUCUACGUUCGCCUGCACUCAUCCUAGUAAUGAUGAUCCCUGUGUUCUGGAGCUCUGUAAACCGACUAAGGUGUCCAUCGCACCUAAACCUGUUAAAAGGGCGAUUUGAGGGAGGACAGGAGGGGAAUUUAUUGUUUACAUUGGAGUGCGACAGCGGAUCUUCGAGAAGUUCAGGGGUAUUUGGUAAGAUUUAAUUUUUUUUUGUUGUUAAAGUAAUAUUGAUAGUUAUGGGUAAUUAAGUCGAGAGAAUUGAGGGAAAUUGAGUGGGGAGGGGCGGGGGGAAGUCAAAUUAAUUGAAUUCUAAUUCUCUUUGAAGAAUAAGGUCGAUGAAAUAAUGAGAAAUAAUUUCCUCUGGACUUUCCGACAGUUUUCUGUCCCCCAAAGGCAUAGUUUAUCAGAAUAACGAUGUAUAUGCUCUUCAAUUUAGCAAUGAAUUGAAUAAAUUCGAAUGAAUUGAGUGGAACAAGAAGGGAGUAAUAAAAAUAAUUUAUACAUUGUAAAAAUAUUUUUUAUUCACCAAUAAUCCUUCACAAUUUUCCUAUUAUUCGUUUAAUUCAAUGAAGAUCGUCUGAACUAACUGCUGAUGGCCCUGGGGAUCCCCCGAAUAUAGA
Messenger RNA from Diachasma alloeum, 3779 nucleotides. It is a transcript of the gene IntS4, whose product is annotated as integrator complex subunit 4. The coding region runs from base 524 to 3277 and encodes 917 amino acids. Gene Ontology annotation, biological process: snRNA processing. Gene Ontology annotation, cellular component: integrator complex. The transcript has 3 exons. The record is from RefSeq and is a predicted model, not a curated record. Lineage: Eukaryota; Metazoa; Arthropoda; Insecta; Hymenoptera; Braconidae.